AUGCUCAGCGGCCUCAUUGGUAAGGAGGAGGAGUCUCAGCUUUGCCCCCUCACCCCCCCUCCUCCUCCUCCUCGCACUGAACAAACAGCUGGACACACAGACGGGUGUGGCUCUCCCCUCCCUCCUCUUCCUCCCCUCUCUCCCCCUCUUCCUCCUCCCGUCUCCUCCCCGCCCCCCUGCCCCUUCUCCCCCCUCCGGCCCCCCGUCCCCUGCCACCAUGCUGUGGUCACACUGCUGGUGGAGAGCCUGAGGAAGCAGAGGCUGGAAGGCGACCCUGCUCAGCCGGGGGACUUCUACCUGUCCCUGCUGGACCCGAAAACCCUCGCAGAGUGCUGCCCCCCUGAUGGCUUGAUGCCUGAGAGCAGCUACUGGCAGCUCUGCCCUCCCUCCAAGUCUGGCCUGCAGGGGGGGUUGCUGAGCUCUAGUUUCCCCCCCGGCCCCGUGCCCCUGGUGCCCCCGGAUGCUCACCUGCAGGAGGGGGGCGACCCCCUUGACCGGACCGGGCCUCAGCCGCAGCAGCACCGGCCGCUUGCGCCCAGCACCUCGGCGUCUGAGCUGUCCCUCCCCGGAGCGGCGGCGGGGGCAGCGCCUCCCGCCCCGGGCCUUCCCCCGCCUCCUCCCCCGCCCCCCAAACGCCACUGCCGUUCGCUGUCGGUGCCCGAGGACCUGUCACGCUGCCGCUACACCUGGAGGCCCAGUGCGUCGCGGGUCUGGACCCCCGUCAGCCGGCAGCAAUGCCACGGAGCCGGGGGAGGGGUUACAGGUGGAGGGACAGGCGUGGGAGGAGGGGUUAUAGGGGCCGGCACUGCUGGGGGCGGAGUCUGUCCUCUCCGCGCCCCCAGCUCCUCCCUGAACUCGUCACUUCACUCCUCGUCCAGCCCCACCUUCUUCAGCCUGGCGCUGUCUCCAGACUCCCCGCUACCCUGGAGCUUCCCCUGGGACCCCAGCGAGGCGGCGGCGGGGGGCGGAGCCUGCUGCUGCUUCUUCCCCUCCCCCUCCUCCUGCUCCUCCUCACCCUCUCCUCUCCACCCGCCUCCCCCUCCUCAGAGGCGUUUCUCUCUCUCCCCCGUGCUCAUCAGAGACUCGGCAGCCUCCACCUUUCUGCCACCACAUCCCGUGCCGAGGCAGGCGGCGGUGGCGGCGGCGGCACCCCCACCGGGCGGCCCCGCCGCUGCCGGAGCAACUGUGGGGGGCCCGGUGCCCGCUUCGCCUUCCUCCGCCUGCAGCACGCCGUCGUCCCUGCGCCGCAGCCUGCCGCCACAGCUGCCGCGCUGCCACUCACAGCCCUGCGACCUGCUGCUGCUCAAACCGGGUCUGAAGAGACGGCGAGACCCCGACAGGCCGUGCGCCCGACCCGUCCUCGACUUCACCAAGAUGACUCAGACCCGCAGCAUCGACCCACACUGUCUGGAGCGUGGCGGCGGCAGGCUGGCCUGCGGCGGUGACGUCUGCAUGGGCAUGGAGUCCUUCAUGGGCGACUUCCGGGGCUCCUGCUCUCCGGCCGAGUGCCUGGGCCGGACCAGCAUCGGGCCGCUGAGCGAGAGCGACGAGGAGUGUCGCGAGGACGAGGACGACGAGGACGACGACGGGGAGGAGGAGGACGCGGGCGAGCGGGAGGCGGCACAGCAGGCGGUGUUUGAGAGGGAUUGUACAGAACUCGACUUGAACUUAAUAGAAGAAAACUGACGUAUUUGUAAAUGAAGGCUGUUCUCUGUUUCAGUUCUUUUAGUUUAGUUUUAUUUUGAAUGGAUCUGAACCCCCCUCGCCCCUUCCUGGACCCCCUCGACACUCUGCGCCUCCUUGCCACCAAUCAGCAAGGCUCUCAGGAACAACACCUUCUCUCAUUGGACGAGCUGCGGCGAAGGAAGCCGACGACAGUGAUGAUGUGACUACGACCGCCGCUUUUUAAACCUUCUGCUGUUUGAUUUGAAAAAACCAGGAUGUUGGAGGUUUAACUCCGAUGCCUGCGACGAACGGAAACCUCGACGCUCUGAGUCACUGCCGCGCCGCGCCGGGCCGGGCCGGUUCAGGUCAGGUGUGUGGCUGGACUCAGACUGUCCCGGGGUCCCUCGGCGUCCUCGCCUCCUGGGGUCUUCCAGCACAGAGACUGACACACUGUGGUCUGACGAGGCCAUCGCCGCCGCAGCACUGACCCGACGCGUCACCGCCACAAUUGAAAUGGCCAGGUCGCCCAAAUCAAAAAAAAGAAAUUUAAGACAAAAUUGAAAUAUACGUCAAAAUUCAAUUCCACACGAAAUUGAUAAUUUUGUCCCCUUUAAUCAGAUCAAUAUGGAUUUCCCCGAUUCCGAUAUUAUGGAGUAAAAAAUUUCUGAUACGGUCAUAUCACCUGAUUUGAGACGUCCUUAUCAAACUGACAUUUUACAGUUUAACCAGAAACUUUAUUAUAAAAACAAAUAUGUAGAAAAUUCACAUUAAUUCACAUAUUUAUUUCUAUUAUUUAUUCAUUGAAAUAAGUUUUCAUAUUAGCAGACAUAAAUGCAGAUAUCUCUGUGUAAGCUGAUUUUAAUUUAUAUUUAUCAAGGCGUCGCCGUUUUAUUCAUCAUUUAAUUUUUUAUUAUAAGAAAUAUGAAAAAAACAACUCCUCACUCAUGUUACCUUGGCGUGGCGAUGCGUUCGGGUUGGAUGGUGCGUUGUGGCGUCGUCCCGUCGGGCUGCACUGAGGGCAGGUCGCCACUGAUGCUGUUGUUCACCUGAGUGUUCGCACAUUCCCCCGACUCACAGCUGUCACUGAAAACACUUACAAAUACUCAUGUGUGCGUGCGUGCGUGUGCGCGCGCGAUAUGUUUAAUCCCACUGGUGCUCGUGUGACUUGGGUCCAGAUUGAAUCCAGAUUGUUUCCUGACGACAAAUGCAGAAACACUUAAAGCUGCAGUGUGUAAUAUUUAGCGACAUCUGCUGGUGAAGUUGCAAACAGCAGCCAACACGAUUUAGUCUUCUACAACUACCUGUAGGUUUGCGUUGUUUCCCGCCAUUGUCGGUUAUUAAUUCUUUUCUGUCUCCCGUUAUCCUCCGUUUUGCAAACGCUGGGUUCUGAAGCUCUUUCGCCUGCACCGUCGAUCGACACAGACACGCAGAGACGCGCCAACCGCUGAUUUACUUGGUUUCCGGCAACACUGAAAUAUUCAACGCCAGUUUGGGCAACAUGAUGGAGCAAACAUGGCGACUUACAUGGAAUUCGAUUCCAACAAUAUAACCAAAUGAACGGCAGGUGUUUAUACAUAUAUGAACACCAUUAUGGACAGUAUAUUCAAUUUCUGUGAAUGAGUUCUUCUAAAUAUCACACACUGUAGCUUUAACACAUCCCACACGGAGGCUUUGUAUUUAUCACUUUCAGUCCUUUUCCGUAGUGAAGCCAAACCAUCGCAGCUGCAGUAAAGGUCAUAAGCCCCGCCCCCUCCACGUUAGCAGAUGGUCAACGCAAAUUUCUGACCUGCCAGAAAGAAAACUAAUCAAUGGACAGACGGGGAAACAUCUGAGGGGGUUGAUCGGGCGUCAUACCUCCGUUCCAGUUGUUCUCCGUGUUCCAAAACCCACUUUUCUACCAAAAGAAAUCCACAACAAUUUUCCACGGAACAAAGCAAACGUCAGUGUAAAGUGUUAAACGUCGUACGAACACGAGCGUGAAACUGGAGAAAUCUGAUCAAAUGAGGAAAAGUUCAAUGAGACACUUUUCAUAAACGUGUUUUUACAGACGCGUUUUAAAUCACAUUUCCAUCUGCGAUCUGGAAUUAAUCUCGAUGUCGAGGAUGAACAGAACCACCGGAAGUGAACAAGUCGUGUGAUUAAUUCAUUUAUUUUUCCCUUAAAUUUUCACAAAUUAACAAAACCGAGUGUCAAUUUACAUAUUCAACAGUUUUUGUACUGAGACUCAUUCUCCACAUUCCUGCCGAUCACCUGCGGCGCUGAGAUGAUCCAUCACAGUCUGCGUGUUCCAGGUCGAACUUUAGGUUCUCGUCAACGUGUCGUAUACACAAGACGUAAGACGAUGCUCAAAACCCUCGGAGAGCGAUGUUGUAAACGAAAGACAAUCAAAGUAAUCAAGAACAACUCGAAAAAUAUGUACACGAAGCCCCUGUAAAACACACACACACACACACACACAAAGUAAUACACAUCGUCCUUAUAACACAAACAGAAAAGUUUUUUUUUUUUUUAAAUCUGUGUCCUCGAUCUCUGAUGUCCAAUGGUCCUCGAAUGCACCAAAAAAAGGAUUUUAACAUUGCCCAAAAAAUGAUCAGCGGGUACGUGAGUGCCGACUGUGAUGGAUUAUCAUCACGUCAUUUUUGGCGACUUUACUGUUAAAUUUUCGGAUAUUUUUCUUUUCUUCUUUUAAGGAGAAAUGAAUUCACUUAGUAAAAGAUUAGAUGGUUUGUUUGUGUGUUAGCAAGAUGUAGACGUUUGUUUGCGUGAGAGACGCUCCACAGUAGGAAAAAAAGUCUAAAAGGGUCAAACCCACAAAAUUUAGAAAAUAAUUUGAAGAUAUGAAAUAUAUCAAAGAAAAAAAAAACGUCUCCAGAAAGAUUGUUGGGUUUUUGUCAGAAUGACAGAACCACACACACACCCCUCCAUCCACCCCCCUCUGGUUUGUUUCUGCUGAUUGGUCCAUUACGUCCAGCAUAAGCCUUAACUGAACAUAUUCUACUAUUCUGUAAAUCAAAAUGUUGAAAAGAGGAAGAAAAAAAGAAAAGACAAACCUAACGGAGAAGAAAAGGAAAACGUGUACUGUAGCUGUUCAAUUUUUAGUCCUUCUGUUUGUUACUUUCUGCUGUUUUUUCUUAAUAUUUCUAAUCUGAGCGCGGCGCGAUGUCGUGAUGAUGAUGAUGAACGCAUCAUGUUUGGAAGAAGAAAAAGGAGGAGGAGCGGUCGUGUACAAAGUUAGCGCAGAGACUCGGACAUCUCUUGUCUUUUAGAAAUGUUUUUUAUUGUAUGUGAUUAAAUGAAAAAAAACGACAACAACAACAACAACAACAACAACAUGGCAAUUUGACAAGCAGUUUGUGAAUAAAUUAAGUUUAAUGAGAAUUAUUUUACAAAGAAAGGAGAAAAA
This is a messenger RNA of Scophthalmus maximus (turbot), 5068 nucleotides long. It is a transcript of the gene fam53c, whose product is annotated as family with sequence similarity 53 member C. Gene Ontology annotation, biological process: protein import into nucleus. Lineage: Eukaryota; Metazoa; Chordata; Actinopteri; Pleuronectiformes; Scophthalmidae. Gene Ontology annotation, cellular component: nucleus. The record is from RefSeq and is a predicted model, not a curated record. The transcript has 5 exons. The coding region runs from base 1 to 1686 and encodes 561 amino acids.